AGGGGUGGAGCUCUGGGACUCUGCAGAGGUGGCAGCCACAGCCAAGUAACCUGAAGAGAAGCCGUGAGUUCUUUCCUCACUCCUGGUGGCUUCAGUCCUCACGGAGGCACCUUACUGCCCUGCCUUUCCUGUACACCUCUGAAGUCCACUGUGCUUCCAUGGAGCCCAAAGACCCCACUGGGAAAGAGAAUGUGGGCACCAAGAAAAAGAACUUGACCUUCUUGCGGUCCAGACUGUACAUGCUGGAGAGGAGGAAGACGGACACCAUGGUGGAGGGCGGUGUUUCUGGGGACCACUCAGGGGCCUUGAGGAGGAGCCAGUCGGACAGGACCGAGUACAGCCAGAAAUUACAAGAAAAGAUGACCCCACAGGCCAACGGCCCCGCAGCUGCCAGCCCGAGCUCUGAGGAAGAGCACCAGGUGGAGAAGAUGAUGGCAAAGCGGGCCAACAUCAUCAAAGAGCUGAUCCAGACAGAGAAGGACUAUGUCAAUGACUUGGCGCUGUGCGUGAGGGAGGUGGUUCAGCCCCUGAGAAACAAACAGAUUGAAAGGCUGGAUGUGGAGAGCUUGUUUAGCAACAUUGAAUCUGUGCAUGAGAUAUCAGCCAAGCUGCUGUCCUUGUUGGAAGAGGCCACAACCAAUGUGGAACCGGCCAUGCAAGUCAUAGGAGAGGUGUUCUUGCAGAUUAAGGGGCCGCUUGAAGAGAUUUAUAAGAUCUACUGCUAUCAGCACGACGAGGCACAGAGCGUGCUGGAGUCUUGUGAGGAGGAGGAGCUGAUGCGACAUGUGGGCCCCUGCCUGCAGUCCUUAAAGAAAAUAUACGUGCAAGAAGGCAAAGCGAACCUACUGGACAUGGGCUCACUGAUGAUCCGGCCCAUCCAGCGCCUGAUGAAGUACCCGCUGCUGUUGUGCGAGCUGCACAAGGCCACGCCGCCCUCGCACCCGGACCGCGGGCCGCUAGAGGAGGCCUGCGCCGCGGUGAGGGCCAUCAACGUCAACAUCAAUGAGCAGAAGAGGAGGAAAGAUCUGGUUCUCAAGUACAAGAAGAAUGACGAGGACGAGUCACUCAAGGACAAAUUGUCUAGACUAAAUAUCCAUUCAAUCAGCAAGAAAUCAAAAAGAGUGACAAAUCAUCUAAAGAUUCUGACCAGAGGAGAAUCACAGGUGAAAGAUACUACCUUUAACAAAGAAGAAAAGCUAUUCAGAUCUUUAGAAAAAACUGUGAGGCAAUGUGUGAAGAAUAUCUCCUUCUGUCUUCAAGACAUACAGGACGCCCUGCCCUUUGCUCUGCAGACCGUGACAGAGCUGCAGGAGAUGUCACAGCCCCCAGACGAGGAGGAGCAGGGCUCUACAGAGACCCCAAGGAUUGCCCCAGACCCCUGCCAUGACUUUGCAGCUCACCUCCAGCAACGUGUCCUGAACCCACUGUCAGCCCUGCUGUCCUUGUUCCCAGGACCGCAGAAGCUCAUCCAGAAGCGCUAUGACAAACUGCUGGAUUACAACAGCUACUCGCAGCGGUCUGGGAGAGCCGAGUCAGACCUGGCCAAAAGGGAAUACGAGGCCCUCAAUGCCCAGCUCUUGGAGGAGCUGCAGGCUUUCAACCAGGCAGCUCGGACAAUUCUGAUGAACAGCCUGUGCAGCUUUGUCAGCCUCGUCAAGGACCUGAUGCUCGCGGCCCAGCAGGAUUACACCACCAUCUUGCCAGUGCCUCUGUUGAUCUCACACAUCUGUGAGAUUCAGAACCGAGUCCUAGUAGAAAUUCAAAAUCUGAACUUUGUAAAGGAGAACAGUGCCACCUUUAUUGAGAGGAAACUUAGCUUUGAAAAGAAGAAGCCCAUGCAGUCUCAGCCAGAUGUGCCUCCGCAAACUGACACCCACCGCUCCAAACUUCUGUCCACCUACAGCACGGAGGAGCUCUACCAAGCUAAGCGCAAGUGCAAUGCUACCCAAGAGCAUGACAUCAAUCUUCUGGAAGGAGAGUUGGUGGCUGUGGUGGAACAGAAGGAUCCCCUGGGGAGUACAAGCAGGUGGCUUGUUGAUACAGGAAAUGUAAAAGGAUAUGUAUAUUCCUGCUUCCUGAAACCCUACAAUCCAGCAAAAGCACAGAUGGAGAACAGGCACUGGGAUGAUGAUUUUGACAACAUCAGCUUCUUUGUGUCUUCACGGCCAGUGACCGACAGUGUCACGGGCACCCCAGAAGGCAGCAUCAGUGACAGCAGCUCGUCGCUGAGUGGCACUUGUGGGAAGUGUGAAACAAAUGGCACUGAUAUUGACAGUUUUCAAGAGGUAGAUGAGCAGAUUUUCUAUGCAGUUCAUGCUUUUCAAGCACGAAGUACCUAUGAACUGAGCCUUCAGGAAUACCAAAGAGUCCAUAUUCUUAGAUUCUGUGACCUCAGCGGCAACAAAGAGUGGUGGCUAGCUGAAGCUCAAGGGCAGAAAGGGUACGUGCCCGCUAACUACCUAGGGAAGAUGACUUACGCUUAGGAUAAAACCUUCACCUUCGUUUCCUGGCAAAGUGCAGACUGACUACCUCACAGAACUGACAUUCUGAAACUUCUGACCAAAAAUCGUGAAACUUCGAAACUACAUGAAGUGAUACCAUAAUCGGGGUUGAAGGAACAUCAUCCUACAUAAAGGAUUAUUUCACAAAUAUAUUACAAGUGCUAAGCCAACGGAAACAGCAAAGUGAACAGUGUAGGUCCCAACUAGGAACGGCUUAAAAGUGGACAUCUUUUGAAAGGGUUGAUGUUCUUUUAUUUUCAUAAAAGGCUGGGUCUAAGAAUAAGGUUUUUCAAUUUACUAUAAAACUUUUUUCUUACUAGAUUGCUUUUGUGUUUCAUACUUCUCACUUGCAUAUAAACAUGUUUAAAUAUACGUGUUAUGCAGUUUAUAUUUAAGUGCAUUAUAUUGCUCAUACCAUUACAUCUUUAUACCAGAGCAUGUACUAAAUACACAUAAGAAUAGGGAUUAGUUAACAGUGAACUAGAAGUCUUUGACAUGGCUUCUUUAAAAUAAGUUAUGAACUAAAGGAAAAAACUGAGUAAUGUGACAAUAUCUAACACUGACUGAAUGGAUGCUAUAUGAUAGACACUGCUUUAAAUGCUUUAUAUGUGUGGUAGUAACAUAUUUAAUGCAACCCACAGCCCACACAGGUGGAGUAAUUGUAUUCAAGUCACACUGCUAAUAAGUGGUAAGGCUGGGUACCUCAAACCUACGUACUCUGUUUAGUGGGUCCACGCUCCUAAGCAUGGCAUUGUGCUCCUCCAAGGCUGCACACGCUUGUAAUCUACCAAGCACUUGAUGGUAAGAAUCACGACCUGAAAAGGACCCAUCAUUAUCCUUUCAUGCCCGUCUUUAAGUAUUUAGGCGUUUUGCAAACUUAAGGGCUAUAAAGACUUCCAUUUUAGCCUAGGAAAAAACAAGUUUUUAGGUUUAUUAUUUCUAUUUUUAUUGUUUUGCUUAAACAUUUUGAAAGUAUAAUUGUUUAAGAAUAUGUUGCAUGAUUGUUAAUGACACUUUAAUGAGGAAAUAUUUUUGGAUCACUCAGUCAUUGGGAUGAUGAGUUGGGAGUGUGUGUUCUGUGUUCUGAGCCAAGAUGUAUGUAUUUUCAGUUGCUGAUUUGUACUUAGAGAAGGCAGGCAUUCAGGAUAACAUCUGCUAUCACACUAUGUCCAGGGACAUGGAACUUUAAUUUCAGGCAUAUUUUCUCAAGAUACUUUAUCAAACUAAAGAUUGUUUCCUGCCACAGAAAAAAUUAAAUUACAGCUGACAGCAGUGGGUUCUUUUCAAAAUUAAAUUAAGGUGGACUUUCACUGUCCACAUAAUGUGCUAAUAUGGCAUUAAAUUUUAAGAUUUAUUACUCUAUUUGAUCCCUAUAACGGGUAACAUUACAUGUAUUACUGAGAAAAACAUACACAAAAUGAAGAGUGCUACUUUUCAGAGUAGCUGACUUUAACACACACAGACACACAAAUACAAUCACAGAAAUUCAGAAGAUAUUUACAUAACAGGAAAAAAUGCACUUUAUGAUGUUGUUCCUAAGAUCAUUAAUCUAAAAUAGCUUUAUAAAAUUUUACUAAGCUAUAUAAAAAAGAAUUGAGCUGUGUUAUGUACAUGUACCAGCUUCUCAUGAGGAA
Molecule: messenger RNA, 4135 nt
Organism: Chinchilla lanigera (long-tailed chinchilla)
Lineage: Eukaryota; Metazoa; Chordata; Mammalia; Rodentia; Chinchillidae
Gene: Arhgef38
Product: Rho guanine nucleotide exchange factor (GEF) 38
Exons: 14
Coding region: 159-2483 (774 amino acids)
Cellular component (GO): cytoplasm
Molecular function (GO): guanyl-nucleotide exchange factor activity; protein binding
Source: RefSeq, a predicted model, not a curated record